Molecule: messenger RNA, 1514 nt
Organism: Eptesicus fuscus (big brown bat)
Lineage: Eukaryota; Metazoa; Chordata; Mammalia; Chiroptera; Vespertilionidae
Gene: AGT
Product: angiotensinogen
Exons: 5
Coding region: 78-1514 (478 amino acids)
Biological process (GO): regulation of systemic arterial blood pressure by renin-angiotensin
Molecular function (GO): serine-type endopeptidase inhibitor activity
Source: RefSeq, a predicted model, not a curated record
GGAAGGUCUUGGUGUCGGGAACCGACGCAGCAGGUGCUGGUCUCGGGGGCUGACGCCGACGGGCCCGCAGACGCGCCAUGAGUCCCGCAGGCGUGGGCCUCAGGGCCGCCGUGCUCUGCCUCUUGGCCUGGGCUGGCCUGCCCGCCGCCGACCGGCUCUACAUUCACCCCUUCCACAUGCUCGUCUACAGCAAGAGCAGCUGCGAGCAGCUGGAGAAGCCCAGCGGGGAGACGCCCCCGGACCCCACCUUCACGGCCGUCCCCAUCCAGGCCAAGACGUCCCCGGUGGACGAGGAGGCGCUGAGGGAGCAGCUGGUGCUGGCUGCCCGGAGGCUCCAGGGCGAGGACAGGAUGCGGGUGGCCACGGUGGGCAUGCUGCUGAACUUCAUGGGCUUCCGCAUGUACAAGACGCUGACCGAGACGCAGGCCGCGGCCGGCGGGGCCGUCCUCUCCCCGACGGCGCUCUUCGGCACCCUGACCUCCUUCUACCUGGGCGCCCUGGACCCCACGGCCGGCCGGCUGCAGGCGUUCCUGGGGGUCCCCGGGGAGGACCAGAGCUGCACCUCCCGGCUGGACGGCCACAAGGUCCUGUCCGCCCUGCAGACCAUCCAGGGCCUCCUGGUCCUGCAGGGCGGGGCCGCCGGCCAGACCCGCCUGCUGCUGUCCACGGUGCUGGGCCUGUUCACGGCCCCCGGCCUGCGCCUCAAGCAGCCUUUCGUGGGGGGCCUGGCCCCCUUCGCCCCCGUCACCCUCCCGCGCUCUCUCGACCUGUCCGCCGACCCCCAGCUGGCCGCGGAGAAGAUCGACAGGUUCAUGCAGGCCGUGACCGGGUGGAAGAUGGGCCGCCCCCUGCGGGAGGUCAGCCCGGACAGCAACCUGAUCUUCGACGCCCAGGUCCACUUCCAAGGACAGAUGAAGGGCUUCUCGCUGCUGGCGGGGCCGCGGGAGUUCUGGGUGGACAACGCCACCUCCGUGGCCGUCCCCAUGCUGUCGGGCACGGGCACCUUCCAGCACUGGAGCGACGCCCGGAACAACCUCUCGCUGACCCGCGUGCCGCUCAGCGCCAACGUGGGCCUGCUGCUCGUCCAGCCGCACGACGCCGCGGCCCUGGCCGACGUGGAGGCCCUCACCUUCCAGCACGACCUCCUGACCUGGACCAAGAACCUGGCUCCCCGGGCCGUCCGCCUGACGAUGCCCCAGCUGGCGCUGCGAGGCUCCUACGACCUGCAGGACCUGCUGGCCCAGGCCAAGCUGGCCACCCUGCUGGGCGCCGAGGCGAGCCUGGGCAGAAUCAGCGAUGAACCCCUCCGCGUCGGGCAGGUGCUGAACAGCGUCCUGUUUGAGCUCAAAGCCGAGCAGGGGGAGCAGCCCACGGAGUCCGCCCAGCCUCCCACGGAGUCCGCCGAGGUCCUGGAGGUGACCCUGGACCGGCCCUUCCUGUUCGCCGUCUACGAUCAGGACUCCACCGCCCUGCACUUCCUGGGCCGCGUGGCCAACCCGCAGAGCGCGGCGUGA